Molecule: messenger RNA, 4653 nt
Organism: Sclerotinia sclerotiorum 1980 UF-70
Lineage: Eukaryota; Fungi; Ascomycota; Leotiomycetes; Helotiales; Sclerotiniaceae
Exons: 6
Coding region: 1-4653 (1550 amino acids)
Biological process (GO): Golgi to endosome transport; protein targeting to vacuole; Golgi to vacuole transport
Cellular component (GO): Golgi apparatus; membrane
Molecular function (GO): protein binding
Source: RefSeq, a predicted model, not a curated record
AUGAGGCUACGGAGCUCUGAGACAGGAUGGCGGUGCCUUCUAAUAUCAACACUCCUCUGCACCGGCGCAUGGGGAAAGAAAGAUGCGCCUGGGGUGAGUUACGCUAAAUUAGAACAUACACCACACAAUUUGCAAUACUUUGACGAUUCCGAUGUCCUGCUGUAUGAGGAUAGAGUAGAUGCGGUUGUGUGGAGGUCGGCCGAUGCAGGAGAGACAUGGAAGAAAAUCGAUGCCGUUCCUGCGGGCAAAAUGUUGGAAAUCUCAAUGCAUCCAUACGAUCCAAAGAGAGCAUACAUUAUAACGUCGGAGAAAAGUCAUUGGGCAACGAAGGAUAGAGGAGAGCAUUGGGAGAAGUUUGAUACGGAGUCUAAAGCUAGUGUAUUCAGGCCGGCCUUGAGUUAUCAUGCAGCAGAUCCGGAUAGGAUUCUUUUCAAUGCGAUGGACUGCACGGGGAUCUUCUGCGAAGAAUUGGCUGUGUCUGGGCAGUCUCAUCACCGGAGUUUACAACUGAUCAGAAGGACCUUGACAAGCGGCCGGAUUCUGUGUGUAGCCAAAGGCAAAUAUUCUCCAUGGAGAGAGAACUACCGACUUGUCAUCUCUGACGACUUCUUCACUUCGGACCACAAUGAUAUACAAGAAUUUGAGCCGGAGCUAGAGCGAGGUCGGACGGUCCAAGGAAUUGUUGAAAUUGUAUCUCAUAAGAAGUUCUUGAUCACCGCUGCAGGUGCUGCCCGUACUGAUGAGCUGGCAUUUUAUGUUUCCCAUGAUGCCAUUAAAUGGCACCGAGCAGAAUUUCCGCACAACCCUAAGUUGACGCAGAAGGCAUAUACAAUCUUGGAAGGAACCAAUUACAGUCUUCAAAUCGAUGUUCUGAGCACGCGUCCACUCAAUGCUAUGGGGGCCAUGUUCACUAGUAAUUCGAAUGGAACAUAUUUCACCCGAAAUAUUGAGCACACAAAUAGAGAUAUGGAUGGCAUUGUUGACUUCGAGAAGAUAGCCGGAGUUCAAGGAAUUGUGAUGGUUAACGUGGUUGAUAACUUCGAGAAAGUCGAGGAAAGUAUUUUUGAGACGAAGAAUAUCAAGUCAAAAAUCAGUUUUGAUGAUGGACGAACUUGGCAACCUCUCAAGGUAAAAGAUAAAGAUCUGCACCUUCACUCCGUUACAGAAUUGGACAAUUCUGGCCGGGUCUUCUCCAGUCCGGCUCCCGGUCUAGUCAUGGGAAAUGGUAACACAGGAGAUUUCUUGGGUAAAUGGGAUAAAGCGAACCUUUAUGUGUCAGAUGAUGCAGGAGUCACAUGGCAUCAUGCUCUCGAUGGACCGCACAAGUACGAAUUUGGAGAUCAGGGAUCCAUCCUGGUGGCAGUACAUGAUGACCAUACAAAGGUCGUCAAGUACUCAUUAAACCACGGCAAAGAUUGGAAGGAACUCGAACUCAAGCAUAAAAUCCGUCCACUCCAGUUGGUCACAACUUCGGAUUCGACAAGUCUCAAGUUUCUCCUAAUUGGUUUGGAUGAAUCCGACAAGAAGGAGACUUACUAUAUGAUCGCACUUAACUUUGACGAAAUGCACGAAAAACAAUGCAAAAAAGAUGAUAUGGAGAAAUGGUACGCGAGGCUAGACCAUGAUGGCAACCCCGCUUGUCUCAUGGGCCACACCCAAUAUUUUGAACGUCGCAAGGCCGACGCAGAUUGUUUCAACAAACAAGAAUUCAAAGUUCCAGUUGUUCAAACAGACAAUUGUCCUUGCACUGAUGCUGAUUUCGAGUGCGAUUACAACUUUAUCAGAAGUGAUGAUGGCAAAGAAUGUAUACAAAAAGGUGCUUUAGUCGUUCCCGAAGGUAGCUGUAAAGCGUCCGGUGCUGAUGAAAAAUUCCUUGGUUCUUCCGGAUGGCGUUUGAUAACAGGAAAUACAUGUAAGCGAGAAAGUGGCAAGCAGAAGGACGAUCCAGUUGAACAUAAAUGCGCGACUGCCGUGGGUCCUCCUGCUUCCGGUAAAGGGAAUUCGACAGAAUUCACAUUCAAGGGCAAAGCAUUCCUUGACAAACAAUAUCUCGAGCGAACUGGCAUCAGUAAGAACAUUGAUGAAACAAUCGUAUUACAAACCGACCAAAAUUCUAUUUGGCUCACUCACGAUCAUGGAAAAAGGUGGAAGCAAAUCUUGAAGGAUGAAGAUAUCGUUCGAAUUUACACCAAUCAGUAUUUCAAUGAUGUGGUGUUUUUCUUGACAAAAACGGAUAAGGUUUUCUACUCUGUUGAUCGUGGAGAGAAUAUUAGGAGCUUCAAGACCCCUCAUCCACCAGACCAUGACGCCACCAUAAUGAAUUUCCAUCCUAGAAAUAAGGACUGGUUCAUUUGGAUGGGCGAGCAGUGUGAUGGUCGUGAUAACUGUCACACGGAAGCUUCACUCACGCAAGACCGAGGAGAUAGCUGGAAAACGAUUCAGCGGUAUGUCCGAAAGUGCGAGUUCAUCAAGGAAGCCGCAAAUCAAAAACGUAACGACAAAUUGAUUUAUUGCGAAACCAAAGAACGCGAAAACAAUGAAGUCGAUAACCCAUAUCAACUUGUCUCCAGUACGGACUUCUUCGACCAGCCUCCUACUGUGCACUUCAGUAAUGUGGUUGAUUUCGCUACGAUGUCCGAGUUCAUUGUUGUCGCCACCAAGGAUAAGGAGCAUAAAACUUUGAAAGUCGACGCGAGUUUUGAUGGAGUUACUUUCGCUGACGCCAAGUUCCCACAUGGGUUUGAAAUGGAUCACCAAGUUGGCUACACUGUGCUCGAUAGCUCCACUCAUUCUGUAUUCCUUCAUGUCACAACCAAUAAUGAGCAGGGUUACGAAUAUGGAUCCAUCAUGAAAAGUAAUUCUAAUGGUACUUCGUACGUCUUGAGUCUAAAUGCUGUGGACAGAGACAGCGCUGGUUAUGUGGACUUUGAGAAAAUGUUUGGCCUUGAAGGAGUCGCAAUGGUCAACGUUGUUGCGAAUGCAGGAUCUAAGAACUAUAAGAAGGAGAAAAAGAGGUUAAAGACUCUGAUUACUCACAAUGAUGGUGCGGAAUGGGAUGCAUUGAAGCCUCCUGCAAAAGCCCCCGACGGGAAGAAAUGGGGAUGCAGUGGCUCAUUGGAUAAAUGUUCAUUGAAUAUUCAUGGUUAUACUGAGAGAUCUGACAAAUCCCAUACAUUCUCGUCUCAAUCAGCCAUUGGAUUAAUGCUGGGUGUUGGCAAUGUUGGGGAGUUUCUCACUGAUUACAAAGAUGCCGAUACAUUCAUGACCGCGGAUGGUGGUAUCAACUGGAAGUUCGUCAAAAAGGGAGCUUACAUGUGGGAAUUUGGAGAUCAAGGAUCGAUCAUCGUCAUUGUGAAAGAGCAUGCAUCUGUUAAUGUCGUUCACUAUUCUAUUAACGAGGGAGAUACUUGGGUCGAUUACAAAUUCUCCGAUGCUGAAAUGAAAGUUGAAGAUAUUACUACUGUCCCGAGUGACAAUUCACAAAAUUUCAUCCUUUGGGGUGUUAUUGAUGGUAGUCUCACAGCUAUCAAUCUUGACUUUUCUGGUUUGAGAAAAAAGCAGUGCGAUCUCGAUGAGAAAAAUGUUGAAGGAGGAGAUUAUUACCUCUGGCAACCAAAACAUCCUAAGCAAGAUGACGACUGUCUCUUUGGUCAUGUUUCGCAAUAUCAUCGAAAGAGAACUGAUGCUGAUUGUUAUAAUGGAAAAUUGAUUCCUUCUUUGCACAAUAUUGCCAGGAACUGCACUUGUACUAGACGAGACUUUGAGUGUGACCUUAACUACGAGCGUCAAGGUGAUGGAUCUUGUGCCCUUGUCAAAGGUUAUUCACCACCGGAUCACUCUGCAAUAUGCCGUAUCGAUGAGACGACCUCGGAAUACUAUAAACCUACAGGCUAUCGACGACUUCCACUUACUACCUGUGAAGGAGGAAAGCAAAUGGAUGUUAGUGAUGAAGCAUUCCCUUGCGCCGGACAUGAAGAUGAAUUCAACAAGAAACACGCAGCUUCUGGCUGGGCUAUAUUCUUCGCGGUUAUUAUCCCGAUUGGUAUAGCUACUGCUGUAGGAUUCUGGGUAUGGCGCAAUUGGAGUGGGAAAUUCGGUCAAAUUCGUUUGGGUGAACAAUCAUCUUUCGAUGGCGAAGCUCCAUACAUCAAAUAUCCAGUAAUGUUCGUGGCUGCAGUUGAGAUGUGGGGGAUUUAUGGAGAUAAAGAUGAAGAUCGGAUGGAAUGGAAUGGAAUGGAAAUGCAGAUGGGGAUGGGGCUGAAGAUGAAGAUGAAGAUUAAAAGGGUGAAAAAGAGGAAAGGAGGAAAAGAAGAAAAGAAAGAAACGGUCAUUGUAUAUUAUAAACGAACAAACAGACAGACAGAGAGAAGCCUUUCACUUCCCCUUUCCGCUUUUGGUCGAAAAAUGAAAGAUACGGAAUGGGAGGGGAGGGGAGGACAGGCGAGGAGAGGGGAGGAGAGUUAUGAAAUUUUUUAUUACAAGUGUGUGUUGUUUUUGUAUUUGUUGUGUUGUUGUUUGAGAAUGGGUCUAGGUAUAGUUGGGUAUAAAUACAAGUGCAAUAUCUAUAUACCACUCACCAGUUGUACUCACAUCUUUAUCUAUCUCGGGAUAUCCGGUACAGGACAAGAGAAUAAAAAGAGAGAGAAAGAUUGA